AUGGCACAGCAGAUGCGCCUAACGUCUUUAACUCUAUUUUCCUUUAUUUUGCUGCAGUUAUCGUUGUCUAACGAACAAGUGCCUGGUAAUGCGGAGAUUAGCUCAGAUGACCUAUCAUUGCAAGAGGGCAGAACUACAAAUAAUGGAGUGGUUGGCAGGAGUGAUAGUGCCUCAUUUGGAGACAGCCCAUUGCUCGCUGCUGACAGCUCUCUCAAAAGAGUACUGCAGCCUUAUGACUGGCAGCUGCACUCUCCACCUCGCACCAAACGGAAGCUGCUGCAGUCUACAGGCACGAUGCCCUACUCUACUUUGAAUGUGGCUUACAAUGGCAAGACAUGUAUCCUCUUCAGAGCCAGGAAACUGGCGAUCAGGUAUAGGAACCACACCCUGGUGGACCUCACUGAGAGGGCAUUUGGUCCUGCUGCCACUGUUGACACCAAAGGCUCAGUCUGCAGCAAAGACAAAGCCACACUCAUUCUACGCUUUGGGGAUGUAGAGGACCUCAGAGGUUUAGCCAUCAGACUGCAGAUGUCCAGCACUUUCUAUGAGUCGGCAGGGCAGAACUGGUUUACUCUGGACAGCGUACACAUCCACUACAACUGGACGCAUGAGGCCACCUUCAAUGCUACUGAGGUUUACGCCCCUUCAACUAACUCCUACCACUGCCAACAUGUCAGCAGCCUACAGAAAUAUGACACUUUACUGGUGCCCAGCUCCAAUACUGACAACUCUGCAAACUGGCACAUUACAUUCACAGACUUCCAGAUUCAGGCAUUCAACGUCCAGUCAAGCAAGUUUGCCUCAGCCAGUGACUGUGCCACUUUCUUCACCCCUGCUAUUCUUAUGGGCCUCAUCACCUCUCUCAUCCUUCUCCUGGUACUCGCCUAUGCACUGCACAUGGUGGUGCACCUAAAGCACAUCGACCGCUACGAAGAGCACAAAGCAACCGUUUACUUCCCUCGCAGCACCGAAGCUGACUGCACAGAGAAGAACAACCUCUAG
Messenger RNA from Chanos chanos (milkfish), 1002 nucleotides. It is a transcript of the gene atp6ap1la, whose product is annotated as ATPase H+ transporting accessory protein 1 like a. The record is from RefSeq and is a predicted model, not a curated record. Bases 1 to 1002 code for a protein of 333 amino acids. NCBI's taxonomy places the organism in Eukaryota, Metazoa, Chordata, Actinopteri, Gonorynchiformes, Chanidae. Gene Ontology annotation, cellular component: proton-transporting V-type ATPase complex. Gene Ontology annotation, molecular function: ATPase activator activity. The transcript has 7 exons.